GGUGGUUUUGUGCGCAUGUGAUCUGCGCAGUCAGCUUUUAUUCCGGAAAUCAUGGCGUCUGUGUUGAACGCUGAAUUAGAUAACAUGGAUGUUCCUAUCGAAGGAGUCCCUGCAGAUGCAUUUAUGGAUGAUACAAUUGAAGAUCUAGUGGCGAUACAAACUGCCGCACUUGCCGAAGUUGCUAAACAAGAACAACAAGCACAAGAAAGGGAGAGAUCGAGGUCCCCUACAGACAAGAGGAGAAAACGGUCAAGAAGCCGAGAUCGGGGAGGCAGGGGAGGAGGACGAGACAACAAAGGAGGGGACCGAAGGAGAGACAGAGGAGGAGACCGGGGGCGGGAUGGGGGAAGGUAUAGACCCACGUAUGCAAGCAUCCCAGGAGCCAAGAGGAAUAAGGUCAUCCGCUAUGACUGCUGUGUUUUCAUCAGUAACAUUGAGUACAAGGUGACGUGGCAAGAACUCAAAGACAUACUCAAGAGGCAUGUUGGAGAUGUUGGCUAUGUAGAAUUAUUUGCUAACACUGAUGGAACAUCAAAGGGCUGUGCGUUUGUUGAAUUCAAGAGCAAAGAUGACGCCAAGAAAGCCCUCACCGAGAUGGAUCGCUUUGAAGUCCACAACAGAAAACUGGUCGUGAAGGAGGACUCUGAGGGUCGUCAUAGUGAGAAAUACUUCAGGCAGCGUGAGGCCGAGGACAAGGCGAGGAACGUGCUGACCCCUCAGCUGCUGACCCAACUGAACCUGGACCCCAACAACCUGUGUGACACUGUCUUUGUGGCUAACCUCCCCUACGACGUCUCCUGGAGGAAACUCAAGGAUGUCUUCAAGAUGGCUGGCCCUGUGUCGAGGGUGGAGAUCAUGGAGGAGAAGGGCAAGAGCAGGGGGAUGGCCACGGUCCAGUUUGAGACCAUCCUGGCCGCGGUCAACGCUAUCUGUAUGUUUGACGGUCAGACCUUGUAUGACCGCCGCAUGGCUGUGAGGAUGGACAAGGAGAAGGUCAGAACGGGCGGAGGGGGAAAGGAACCCGCCCCUAGACCACCUCCUCUCCCAAGUGGUCUGAGCGGUAUUGGACCCAGCAUCGAGUCCUUGGCCGGAGGUGGAGGUGGAGGAGGAGGAGUAGACUUGGGCAGAGGAGGAGGGGGAGGUGGAGACAUGGGUCGAGGUGGAGACAUGGGUCGAGGAGGAGACAUGGGCCGUGGUGGUGGAGGAGGAGGAGGAGGAGGCAGCAUCGGUCUCUCGGAUCUUGGAGGGUACGGUGGAGGAAGCAGUCUUACCCAAGGACUCGGAGGGCUUGGUAGCCUAGGAGGUGGUCUGAGCGGUCUUGGACUCGGAAGCCUGAGUGGACUUGGAGGAGGUAGCCUAAGCCAGAAUCUGAGGCAGAACCUGGGCCAGGGCUUGAGUGGUGGACUAGGAAACAGUCUGGGCUCAUAUGGUGGAUCUGGAAUGAGCAAUCUUGGGUCCGCCGGUCUAGGGGGACUAGGAGUAGGACUAGGUAGUCUCGGAAACAGUGGGAGUGGAUUGGGUCUCGGAAGUUCGGAUCUAGGUCGUAACAACUCUGGUCUAGGAAGCUUAGGAGGGUUCGAUCUGGGCAUCGGGUCUGGGAGCAUGGGCGGCAGGAGCCAGAGCCUUAUCGGAGGCAACAACGAUCAUAUGGACAGGGGCCUGAUGGGGAUGUCGGGACUCUACGGGAACAACGAUCGUGAUUUCAUGGACAGCCGUGAUAGAGACAGGGGCAUGGGAGGCAUUGGCGGCCUUGGCAACCUUGGAGGCAUCGGAGGAGGUGGUGGUGGCAUGGGAGGAGGAGGAGGAGGGGGUGGCGGCGGAAGGGACAGGUACAGGAACAAUGACAGGGAUGACAGGAGGGAUCGGGAUCGAGACAGGGGGGACAACAGGAAUGAUAACAGGCGUGACAACAGGAAUGAUAAUAAUAGGCGUGGUGGUGGAGGAGGAGGAGGAGGAGGUAAUAAUGGCGAUGGUGGUGGCGGUAGAGGACGAGAUAGGGGAGAGAAAGGAAUGGCCAAGGAAGGAGGAACACAAGUCUUUGUGCGCAACCUCCCAUUUUCUUACUCGUGGCAAAAACUGAAGGAUGUCUUCAAGGAUGUUGGUAACGUGACAUUCGCAUCCGUAAAGACCGACGAAAGAGGGCAGUCCCGUGGAUUUGGAACAGUUCGAUUCGACAAUUCCAUGGAUGCACAGAAUGCCAUCAACAUGAAAUCAGGAUCCAUUCAAGAAGGCCGUGAAAUUGAAGUCACCAUGGAUUGCUACUGAGAUGGGCAUGAAAUAUCAGUUUAAUCUCUCUUUAUCUAUCUGUCUCUCUCUCUCUUUCUCUCUUUUAUUUUUUAAAGCAUCCUUUGCUUGUGAUGUUUGCUUCUCUUCUCGUCUGUGCUUGUACAUAUCUCGCUCCGUCUUCUUUUAUGUUGCGUCCAAUCCUAGCCGGUUUCUUCGGUCUGCCUUUCUUGUGUUCUACUUUUAGGUAAGGUUUCAAGUCCCACCAAUGGCAAAUCCAUUCGGCUUCUGAUGCAAUGAUUCAGUCAUGGUGAAACAUCUUCGUAAAUCGUGCGUCACUAGCUUCAGAAGGCUAUGUCGUAUUUCAAAUUUGCCUAGAACUGUUAAAAUGCUACUCAAGAUCUUGUUCACUUGGCUGUUGCGUUCUUCAGCAUUUCUCCACACAAGGACUAAUAGUUUACAAUUUCAGCUCAGAAAUUGCCUUCUCAUUAAAUUUACCUGCAGAGUAUAACUACUUCUCAUCAUAUUUGUAUAGUUUGUGUGCGCAUCGUAGUAAAUAUGGACUUGCUUUUUAAAAGAUUAUCAACUGUUGUAGUUGUUUGGUUUUAGAUGUGUAGACAUUCCAUUUCACAUACCAAGUGAUGUUUUAUAUCUCUUUGGCCGUGAAGCAGUACACAUAAUAUAGAUUUGCUCUGUUUAUUGAUAGUGGUGUGAAUUUCACUGCUGAAUUUGGCCGAUAUUCAUGGCUUCCUGAUCACAGUCACUGUAUUGUGGUUUUUAUCCUCUGCAAAAUUAUUAUUAAAGAUGUGAGAAUAAAUUAAGUUUGCAUAACUGAAUGUUAAGAGAAGCUUAUUAAUGUGGAGGAGUUAGCUUUGUUUGGAAUGUACCACCUUUUCUUGCUCAGAUUUUGUUCAGUGAUUUCGUCAUUGAAGAUUCUGUCUUGAGAUGUUUUUAAGUUUUGUAACAUGUAUUUGUCAAAAUGAUAAGAGGUGCUGGACUAUAAUAAUCAUUGGAAUAGUGCUUUUCUCAAGACUGGAAAAAACAGGGAUAAUAUUGCUCUUUUCCUGACAAGUAACUAUUUUUUUUACAGAAAGUAACAAUAAAUUAUGUGGAAAGCAUCAAGUUUAUUCAUUGUAUAUAAAUGUAGACUUCACUGCUGCGGUUCAUUUUUCGUGUGAAUUUGUGGAUGUCUAAUUUUACUCUCUAAACCUUAAUCAAUGGUUGGAGAAAAAGUAAUGAGAAAAAAAAGUAUUCUUAAAGAUAUUCCACAGGGUCUGGCUGUUUUGUCAAUUUUUGCUAGCAAACCUUUCCUUUGGUUUAAGUAUGUAUAUAUCUCAUCAAGAAAUUGCGACAAUUCGUUGGAUGCUCUUUGAGGUGGCUGUAUUGAAUUAUUUUAAGUAUACCAAUUCAUCAUCUAUUUUGCCCAUGUUAUCUUUACAUGGAUCUGGAGUGAGUCUACACAUUUCUAUCAUGGGCUCGUGUUAAAGAUGAUGGUGAUUUUAGUUUACAGAAAAAUCUAUACAGUAAACAAUCUGGACCUGUUCGUAGUUUGAUCUCAGUCAGCUAAGAAUAAUGUUUCUCAUUGAAAUUGAUGAUACGCUAUGAAGUCUUCUUGCUUUAUUCACUCUUUAAGUCAUUCAUUUAACAUCAGUACACCAGAAGACUUGCGAAAAUAUGUAUGCAUUAAUUGUCAAAACUGCUUAUUCAUUGAGGAACUUUUGUGAAGGAUAUUUUGGUUUUUUAUUUGGUGAGGGUCAAGUUUUCCAGCAAGUCUCGGAGAUGAGAGCACAAUAUUCAGCUCUGAAACAUACUCCAUACUUCCUGUUCAUGUUCUCAUCCAGCUUAGUCUUAUCAGGAAUGUUGCAGGACUGUUUGUUUUUUAAAGCAUCGUACAAUUAUAAAUGAUUACUUUUAACUUCUACUGUUGUGGUCAAAACUUGUUCUAGAUUGAUUUGAUGGACGUAAAAUUGUCAAAUUAAAGCAUUUCUGUAGUCAAUAGAAGA
Strongylocentrotus purpuratus (purple sea urchin) is the source of this 4226-nucleotide messenger RNA. RefSeq names its product myelin expression factor 2. Gene Ontology annotation, molecular function: mRNA binding. Bases 52 to 2265 code for a protein of 737 amino acids. The record is from RefSeq and is a predicted model, not a curated record. Gene Ontology annotation, biological process: regulation of mRNA stability involved in response to oxidative stress. Gene Ontology annotation, cellular component: nucleus; cytoplasm; post-mRNA release spliceosomal complex. NCBI's taxonomy places the organism in Eukaryota, Metazoa, Echinodermata, Echinoidea, Camarodonta, Strongylocentrotidae. The transcript has 12 exons.